AGUUGCCCUUCGUUUUGGUUUCAUAGUUUCUGCCCUCGACGUUGUACGUGACGGGCAUCUCUGCUGGAACAAGAUCAUGUCUUCUUCAACCCAUUGAAGGAAAGGGAAUAUUUGUUCACACUUAUGAUGAUUUGACAUAAUUAACGUUUUAUUAACCAUGAUGGCAACACAGACAUUAAGUAUAGACAACUAUCAAGAUGGACAACAGAUGCAAGUGGUGACAGAGUUAAAAACUGAACAAGAUCCCAACUGCUCUGAAACUGAUGCAGAAGGGGUGAGUCCUGCCCCUGUAGAAUCUCAAACUCCAAUGGAUGCAGACAAGCAGGCCAUUUACAGGCACCCACUAUUUCCCUUGUUAGCACUAUUAUUUGAAAAAUGUGAACAGUCUACACAAGGCUCAGAAGGCACAACUUCUGCUAGUUUUGAUGUAGAUAUUGAAAACUUCGUAAGGAAGCAGGAGAAAGAAGGAAAACCUUUUUUCUGUGAAGACCCAGAAACCGAUAAUUUGAUGGUAAAAGCAAUCCAAGUUCUUCGUAUCCAUCUGCUCGAGCUGGAAAAGGUUAAUGAACUCUGCAAGGAUUUCUGCAGUCGUUACAUUGCCUGCCUGAAGACAAAAAUGAACAGUGAAACUCUGUUAAGUGGAGAGCCUGGAAGUCCUUAUUCACCUGUGCAAUCUCAGCAAAUUCCAAGUGCCAUUGCAGGCACACUCAGUCCCCAAGGGAUUAUGGUGCCAGCAUCAGCAUUGCAGCAGGGAAAUGUAACUAUGGCAACAGUAGCAGGGGGGACAGUGUAUCAGCCCGUCACUGUGGUCACUCCACAAGGCCAAGUGGUGACACAGGCACUGUCACCUGGGACUAUUCGGAUCCAGAACUCUCAGCUUCAGUUGCAAUUAAACCAAGAUCUAGGCAUCUUGCAUCAAGAUGAUGGCUCAUCAAAAAAUAAGAGAGGAGUUCUUCCCAAGCACGCUACAAAUGUGAUGAGAUCUUGGCUUUUUCAGCACAUAGGGCAUCCAUAUCCAACAGAGGAUGAGAAGAAGCAGAUUGCAGCACAAACAAAUCUGACACUACUCCAGGUUAACAACUGGUUUAUCAAUGCUAGAAGGCGAAUUCUUCAGCCGAUGCUGGAUUCCAGUUGUUCCGAAACCCCCAAAACAAAGAAGAAAACAGCUCAGAACCGGCCGGUGCAGAGGUUCUGGCCUGACUCCAUUGCCUCAGGAGUUGCUCAGCAGCAAUCCAACGAGCUCACCAUGUCCGACGGUGCUGUUGUCACCAUUACAGCUCCAGUCAACAUGAAUGUAGACAGUCUGCAGUCUUUGUCAUCUGAUGGUGCUACUUUGGCUGUCCAGCAAGUCAUGAUGGCAGGGCAGAGCGAGGAUGAGUCUGUAGACAGCGGGGAGGACGAUGGAGGAGACCUCUCAACAACAAACAUCAGCGGGCUGGUCUUGGAUAACAGCGAUUCUCUGCAGUAGGAAGCAAGAAAGUGUGAAAAAAACACUUAGGAAAAAAA
Messenger RNA from Lepidothrix coronata (blue-crowned manakin), 1506 nucleotides. RefSeq names its product PBX/knotted 1 homeobox 1 (gene PKNOX1). The record is from RefSeq and is a predicted model, not a curated record. Bases 158 to 1468 code for a protein of 436 amino acids. The transcript has 12 exons. Lineage: Eukaryota; Metazoa; Chordata; Aves; Passeriformes; Pipridae. Gene Ontology annotation, molecular function: DNA-binding transcription factor activity, RNA polymerase II-specific; RNA polymerase II cis-regulatory region sequence-specific DNA binding. Gene Ontology annotation, biological process: angiogenesis; regulation of transcription by RNA polymerase II.